AGAAAAAGGUGAACCAAAAUUAAUUUCAGUGGGAAUUCAAGCUAUCCACCAUUUGAGUGUAAGUGAAUUUGUAAAUUGGAUUCAAAGUUUCGAAAUUAUCAUUUUAGACUUUGCCGGCUGUAAUCGCCAAGCAGUCACCUAAAUUCAAGUAAAAAAUCCAAUAGAACUUUUUUAACAAGUAUCAACAAGAGUAUGGUGCGCGAGGAGCUAGCCAAAGGUUAUGAGAGUUUUCGAGAAGCAACCGCUAAAUUAUCUGCAGAGAAAAAUGCAAAAUUGUAUGUUUAUUUUAUUGGAGAAAGAGAUGCAACUGGAACGAAUUGGUGUAAGGACUGUAAUGAGGCUGAGCCCGUCUUCGCUCAAGCGAUUAAAGAUUAUGCCGACAAAGAUAGCAUUAUCUUAAGAGUCGAGGUGGGCAAUAUGCUCGCUUGGGCGGAUAAAGAGAAUCCUUUUCAUACGGACUCUGAUCUUAGACUCGAAGAAAUUCCGACACUUAUGCGAUGGAAAACUGUACUACAUUUGCACGGGAAUCAAUGCAAGCAAACUGAGUUAUUGGAGUUGCUUUUUCAUGAAGAAGACGAUUAAACGUUUGUGCGCGAGCCUGUAAUUGAUAAUAAAAUGAUUGCCAGAAAGAACAAUGUUAUUAAGUGUAGUUUGUUCAAUUUUUAUCCCCUUCAAUCAAGUUCGCUAAUAUCCCCCGUCCAGUUAAAGUGAAGCGAUGCCGACUGGGGUCGUUACAUAAAAACUGAGUACAUUUGUUGCCAGCUACUUGGGGAUGAACGAAUAAGUACAAGAUAAUCUAAGAUAAGUUUAUGGCCAUUAAUUUUAGACAUGACAAGGAAAAUGAGUUCCAUCUUCGAUUUUUAAGAUUCUAUAAAGUCGUUAAUAAAUUUAUAGAGAAUGUCACAGCGCAGAGCAGCUUCUGGGAAAAGUAAUUGGCUCGAUAUUUUAAUACUCUACCAAGACUAAUGCUUAUAUAGGACUGAGGGGAACAUAUAAGCGCCUCUUAAAGGACAGGAUUUUUAUGCUGGCCAAUAGAGAAUCCUCCGUGGAUGCCAAGUUCUUCUUCUUACAUGCGAAUUUCUUACCCACAUUCACUAUGCGAGUUACAAAUAGUUUUAUUAAACGUCUGCUCAGAAACAUUAGUCUCCUUCUUUUCGUGUAGAUCGCUGCCGCCUUUACUACUUUCAGCGACAAAUGGGUUAUUUAUUAAUCAGUUGUUUGCUGUUGCGCUCUUUGCGCACGCCAUGCAUACUAUUUCGAAACCUGGCAUAUUAUGUUGUCGGUUCCAAAAUAAGCGAAACAUACGAAAAUCGAACAUCAGACGAAUCGCGAUAAUUGCGAAGACAAAUUUCACCUAACCAUUGAUAUAUUAAUUUGUUUGACAUAUUUGCGACCGGAAACAAUAUCGAUCGAAAUUUCGGCAAUAAAUUGUGCGUUAAGUAAACGUUUUAACAUUUCCAAGUUUUUCUUAAUCGAAAGUUAAGGGCGCAGUACACAAAAUUGAGAAUAUGCGUACUUUUUAUCUAUUCUUUAUUCGCAUAGACUUGAUAAGAGUUUGCGCGGACAAGCAUGCGGACGGGCAACGAAGAAGGAAAAGUAUAGACGGGUUCGCUCAAGUUUCUUAGCACCUGUUACAGCGAUAUAUUUACAUGAAUUACAUAUUUACAUACACAUUUGGUAUGAUAAAGAAGAAAAAAUUAUAUUAAGCUUAGAACGAAUAAUAUCCGUCCUUAGCACGAAUGCGAAAGACAAAUGCAAAAAAAGGGGAAAAGAUUCAUUCGCUCGAUAUAUAUAUGAAUAACGGGUCAAAUAUCAAUUUUUUACUUUUAAAAAUCGCACUGUUGUCCAUUUACGUUGUACUGUGGGCGUGGCUUUUAACAGCUGUGGUCCAUUUUCAGUAUCAACCAGCGUGUACUUACUUCCAACAUUUGAAGGCGAUAUUUUCAUUAAUUGCAUAUGGUCGACAGAAAGACCGAGAGAUGAGCGGGCAAACAAGGCCAGGGGAAUUCAAAGUUUUGCGUCGAUCGAUAACUUAUAUGCUUUGUAAGAUCUCUGAAAUUCCUUCCAGGGUGCUAAAAACGUUUUGAUAAAAGAAUGAAAAUAGCGAUAUUGCAUAACACCGACUGGGCGUGAGCGGUCAAUUGUUUCCAUUGUGCAUGUGUGCAGGUCCGGGCGAAUUAGCUAUAGAAUAUACGCUUUAUAGCUGGUAAGUAACGAGCGGAAAGCACACUUUUCCAUUUUGAGGAGUGUGUGCGCUGUGUGCUUGCCUUUUGAUUAAUUGCACCCAUUUUCGAUGCCAGCCAGCGUACAAAAAUUUCCAAUGUUUACGCCAACUUGUAGUCGACGUCUUAUUUUGCGGCCAGAAAAAUGCUUACUAAAUACAUUACACAGACAGACAGACAGACAGACAGAUAGGCAACCAUACUGACAAACGGGCGAAUGGACAGGCAUCAGACGGACAGAUCAAGGCUUAGAUCAAGAUUAUGAUUUUGAAUCGGUCGCUAUAAUAAAAGGUGGAUCUAUCUUAAGUGCGUUUGCAUGUUACAUAUAACCUAACUAACUUAAUAUAGCCCAUACCUCAAGUGGUGAAGGGCAUAAAUAUCGUUAGAGCGUGCAAUUGAGAUUCAACAUCCAAAACAGGAGAACAGGAGCGGGAUUGUCUUCCAUCAUUAUAAUGCCCAAUAAUCCCUUUAAUGACUCAACAAAAAUGGACAGACCUUGAGCGUAAAGUUUUGAUGCGUCCAACAUAUAUGGCGGACUUUGCAGGACUCCAACAGUGUCGUAUGCAUAUACGACUUUUGAUUUUGAUAAGAAGAUUGAAUUCAAAGCUAUUAAUAAAAUUUUAACAAAAUCGCGAAAAUUAGCGACGGGUAACCAUAAUUAAAUUAUUUUCGCUAUUAAUAUGAUGGUAAUGAUAAAAAAAUUGUAUAUAUGUUUUUAUGGGAUCUUCGAUGUGAGCCUCGUAGGCCAAGCAAUUGGCAAACGUAACAUAAUUCUUUUGAUGAAUCAUAGGCGAGUUAAACCAGCGGAGUUUUAAAGAAAUGUCGAUGAGGUGUCGCGGUACUUCAAUGAUUAUUUCUACAUAGUACACGCGCAGUAAAUAAUAAGCCCACUAAAUCUUUAAAUGUUUACAAAAAAAAAAAAA
Messenger RNA from Glossina fuscipes, 3145 nucleotides. Its product is annotated as thioredoxin domain-containing protein 17-like. Gene Ontology annotation, cellular component: cytosol. Gene Ontology annotation, molecular function: protein-disulfide reductase [NAD(P)H] activity. The coding region runs from base 193 to 582 and encodes 129 amino acids. The record is from RefSeq and is a predicted model, not a curated record. The transcript has a single exon. Lineage: Eukaryota; Metazoa; Arthropoda; Insecta; Diptera; Glossinidae.